ACGGGCAUCUUCGCGACGACGAUCCACACGCAGGACUUCAAGGACGUUGACGGCGACCGAGCCAUCGGCCGGCAAACGAUCCCGAUCGUCUUCGGGGCCGCUGCGCGCUGGACGGUGAUCGUGCCGCUGGUGCUCUGGUCGGUCGGGCUCUCCGUGUUCUGGGGCCUUAGCAUCGUGGCGGGUGCGGCUGUCACCGCGCUUUCGGUGUAUGUGGGUGUGCUCUAUCUCAAGGGGAAGACGAUACAUGAGUAUCAGGUGGCCUUUUACUGGUACAACGUCUGGCUGUCUACCGCACACGCGCUCCCUGCGUAUUGUCGGCUCUUCAGUGAGCCGUACUAUGCACUGGGUGCUUGA
This is a messenger RNA of Trametes versicolor FP-101664 SS1, 354 nucleotides long. RefSeq lists its product as uncharacterized. Lineage: Eukaryota; Fungi; Basidiomycota; Agaricomycetes; Polyporales; Polyporaceae. The annotation marks the transcript as partial. Gene Ontology annotation, molecular function: transferase activity, transferring alkyl or aryl (other than methyl) groups. The record is from RefSeq and is a predicted model, not a curated record. The transcript is spliced from 2 exons. Gene Ontology annotation, cellular component: membrane.